Closterium sp. NIES-65 is the source of this 717-nucleotide messenger RNA. The record is from the annotation of a GenBank genome assembly. Lineage: Eukaryota; Viridiplantae; Streptophyta; Zygnematophyceae; Desmidiales; Closteriaceae.
AUGCCUACUCUUCCCAUGCCUACUCUCCCCAUUCCUAUUUUCGCCAGGCCUACUCUCCCGUGUUCACCCCCCAUGCUCAUUCACUCUCGCUCUGGUGCCAUCUAUCUCCUUCCGUUCGCCCCCUCGUUCCAGUCAACCCCAUCACUCUCUGCCUGGCAGCGCCACACGCAUGGUGGCAGCAGGGAUGGUCGCCGCGUUGUGACGGCACGGCCUUGCACUGCGCAGUGCACAGGGGCGUUGCCUGAAGCGGGUUCGCCUUGUCGGGUGUGCGUAGGGGGUGGGACCUCUCACUCACUGCAGCACCACCAAGGCAGCCAGCCACCCCAACCCAGCAUUGGCAGCGUGGCGGCGGCACUGACCCCGCUGCUGAUGGACGCGUCUGGCCCGCCUGCCGACAGCCGGGACGCAGAGGGGGAGAAGGCGGCACUGCACGCGGCGGUGCCGCCGAUGCUGUCAGCGGAGGAGGACGUGGAGCAGCCGCAGCGCAUGCAGCUCUUCAUGGCGCACCUCAUGGCACACCUUUUCUGCUGCGGUACCCUCGCCCGCCCCCACUGCGACAUCCCCCCCGGGCCCCCAGAGGCCAACGACCCGUCACCCCCUUCGCGAGGGUUUGUGCCCAUAGACCGCUCCAUGCCGCCCAUCAUGUCGGGCCGCGUGCUGCACCUGCCCGCCUCCUACCUCUUCUCCGGUGGCCGACCCUCAGAAGACGACGACUAG